GUCAUUUCCUUAACACUGUUUUCUCCUCCCCCUUCUUUUUCCUCCCCGCCCUCCAAUUCCGAAAUGCUGGGGAAAGUCUCGCUAGUUGCUUGAGUGCCGACCUGUCUGGCGGAAGUAGGUAGAAAGAUGGCUGGUGAAAUGUACUGUGAUAUGGAUGACAAUGUUUUCAACCUUGUGGAUAUAGAGUUUCGAGAUGGUUCACUUUACUUCAAAGCUGAAGAUGAUGAUUACUUGGAAUCAGAUGAUUUCCAUAAGUUGGAAGAACCAAAACAUGCAAUCUUAAGAAACGUGGACAAUCGAGUUGUCAUGAAAAAAAGUGGGAUGGACAUAGCGGUGUUGGAGUCCAUGACUGAUCAUGAGAUUCAAGCAAAUGCAUCCCAAACUACAUUCAUAAUUCAAGCUUAUAAAGAGACUGUACCCACCGCUUUGGCAGUAGCCAUCUUGGUGAAGAAUAAAAACCAGAUUUAUAGUCUAUCCUGCCAAAAUAAAGAAGUUCAAUUUAAGGAAGGUGCUGUUCCAAAUUAUAUUGCAGCUGCAAGAAGUGAUUAUAUAUUCUACCAAAAGAAGGUUAUAGGGCACAAUAAGAUGCAAUUUGAGUCUUCAUUGUACCGAGGAUACUUUCUGGCUUGUAAGAAGGAACGAGGCUAUUUUAAACUUGUUUUAAAAGAAGGUUGUGAAGGAGUGGAUGAGUUAAAGAUGUUUAGUGUUCAUUUUUGUUCAGUUUCAAUCUAGAAAAAAAAUAAUAAAUAAAACCACUUGGGAAAAAUUUCUUGGAGAAAAAAUGUAUGUAUGUAAUGGCUUGAGAAUUGAAAAAAAAAUUCAUCUACGUAAUUAAAUUGAUAAAAUCAGGAAAUAAAAACCCAGUAUAAUGAAAACAAUGAUAUAAACAAAAUAAAGGCAUAUACACCUAUUGCAUCACUACUAGUCACAUUCCCAGUGUGACUUUGGGCAAGGGCAAUUCAAUUAGCCUUUCUGGGUUCGGUUUCCUAUUCUUACCUCCUCACAAACUAUGUUUCAAGCAAACAGAAUCAUUGUUUCAUGACAUGCCAUUUCUUAUCUGUAUGCAUAUGCAUCAUAAGUAAAUAAAGCAUCUGUCAUGUCUAAAA
Messenger RNA from Sarcophilus harrisii (Tasmanian devil), 1106 nucleotides. It is a transcript of the gene IL18, whose product is annotated as interleukin 18. The transcript is spliced from 6 exons. Gene Ontology annotation, biological process: inflammatory response; immune response. NCBI's taxonomy places the organism in Eukaryota, Metazoa, Chordata, Mammalia, Dasyuromorphia, Dasyuridae. Gene Ontology annotation, molecular function: cytokine activity. The record is from RefSeq and is a predicted model, not a curated record. The coding region runs from base 127 to 732 and encodes 201 amino acids.